AUGUCCACAACAACAGGAGCAUUCAUCGCUGGAGGUGUUGCAGCAUGCGGAGCAGUGACGGUCACUCAUAGCUUUGAGACGGUGAAGAUUCGUCUGCAACUGCAGGGUGAACUGCAGGCCAAGCAGGACGCUGCCAAGAAAUACCGGGGUGUCUUGCACGGUGUGAAGGUUAUUCUACAAAACGAGGGUCCCCGCGGUCUUUUCCGGGGAAUAGGAUCGGCUUAUAUCUACCAAGUCCUGCUCAACGGUUGCCGUCUGGGUUUCUACGAACCGCUGCGCAAGGGUCUGGCAACCACGAUAUACCAGGAUGCUCAAGUUCAGUCUCUGGGUGUUAAUGUCGUCGCCGGUGCUGCGUCUGGUAUCAUCGGAGCUGCUGCGGGUUCGCCCUUUUUCCUGGUCAAGACUCGCCUGCAGUCGUUUUCCCCGUUCCUUCCCGUCGGCACCCAGCACAACUAUAAGAACUCGUUUGAUGGACUGCGGAAGAUCCACUCGACGGAGGGAGUUUCUGGCUUAUACCGUGGAGUUGGCGCGGCGAUGGUACGGACUGGCUUUGGUAGUUCCGUUCAGCUGCCUACCUAUUUCUUCGCCAAGCGCCGCCUGAUGAAGCACCUGGGCAUGGAAGAUGGUCCAGGUCUGCACCUGGCCAGUAGCACGGCAUCUGGCUUUGUCGUCUGCUGUGUUAUGCACCCGCCUGACACCAUUAUGUCCAGAAUGUACAACCAAACGGGCAACCUCUACAAGGGCGUGUUCGAUUGCUUGUUCAAGACCAUAAAAACGGAGGGUGUGUUGGCGAUUUACAAGGGGUACUUUGCCCAUCUUGCGCGUAUUCUGCCUCACACGAUCUUGACCCUCAGCUUGGCUGAGCAGACCAACAAAGUCAUGCGCAGACUGGAGGAUCGGUUCCUGUCUGACUCGUUGAAGGAGAACUUGUAG
Aspergillus neoniger CBS 115656 is the source of this 933-nucleotide messenger RNA. Its product is annotated as putative mitochondrial oxaloacetate transporter (Oac). The record is from RefSeq and is a predicted model, not a curated record. Lineage: Eukaryota; Fungi; Ascomycota; Eurotiomycetes; Eurotiales; Aspergillaceae. The coding region runs from base 1 to 933 and encodes 310 amino acids. The transcript has 6 exons.